CUCGGUUCUUCCAUUUCUCUCUCGCCAUGCGCCUCCUCCAGCUCGCCCUUGUUGCGCUCGUUUCCUCCCUGCACACACCCUCAUCCUCCGCCGACACAGACACACUCUCACACGGCCGCGUGCUCGUCCACGACGAGAGGCUUGUCUCUAGCAAUGGCAAGUUCGCGCUCGGCUUCUUUCAAACGGGCAAAAAGUCCUCCAGCAACACUCUCAACUCGUACCUCGGAAUAUGGUUCAACAAAGUCCCCAAGCUAACGCCGGUGUGGACCGCUAAUGGGGAUAACCCAAGUGCCGGCCCUACUUCACCGGAGUUCAUGAUCUCCAGUGAUGGCAACCUGAUCAUCUUGGCUCAACGUACCAUCAUUUGGACUGCCCAGGCCAACGUCACAACCAACGACACUGUUGCUGUACUGGCGGACAGUGGAAACCUUAUUCUGAGGAGUUCCUCGAACUCUUCUGACAUAUUCUGGCAGAGCUUUGACUACCCAACGGACACACUUCUUUCAGGUGCAAAGAUUGGUCGAAACAUGGUCACGGGUUUCAGCCACCGUUAUGUUUCUAGAAAGAAUGUUAUUGACCAAGCUCCAGGUGUGUACUCUGCAGAGCUACGUGUCGAUGAUGCAAUCUACCUACUUUGGAAAUCAUCUGAAGCAUAUUGGUCUAGUGGGGUGUGGAACGGCAGAUUCUUCAACUUGAUACCAGAGAUGUCAGGUCAGUCAGGUCCCAACAUGUGCAAUUUUACGUUCGUCAGCAACAAACAAGAGGUUUAUUUCUCCUACACAUUGUUAAAUGAGGAGAUGAUCUUUAGAAGUUUUCUAGAUGUCUCUGGCCAAAUGCAAACUCGCAUAUGGUCAGAUGUCGCACAGGAUUGGAUCACCGCCGGCGCCGGACCGAAAUAUCAAUGUAGUGUCUAUGCUACCUGUGGACCUUUCACAAUCUGCACUGAUAAUGCAAUACCAUUAUGCAAAUGCUUGAAGGGGUUCUCUAUAAGAUCGCCUGAAGAUUGGGAGCUAAAGGACAGGACAGGCGGGUGCAUCAGAAACACUCCACUGAAUUGUGGCGGUCACAAAAACAAAUCUGGUAUGACAGACAAAUUCUACUUUAUACAAGGCGUUAGUUUGCCUCCUAAUGCCAACGGUAUCCAAAAUGCAUCAAGUGCAAAUGAAUGUGCACAAGUUUGUCUGGGCACGUGCUCUUGCACUGCAUAUACAUACGGCCAAGGUGGCUGCUAUUUUUGGCAUGAUGAGCUGAUAAACAUAGCUGCUGAUGAUAAUGGAGAAACUAUUUACCUUCGCCUUGCUGCAAAAGAGUUCCAGAGUUGGAAAUACAGUAAAAGGGCAACGAUCAUCGGUGUCACCAUUGGUUCAAGCACUGCCGUUUUGGGUUUAAUUUUUCUAACGGUUAUUUGGAGCAGGUUAAGGCGUAAAUGGUCAAGCCUCACGGUGGAUAAUUAUCAGGCCGGAAUCAGGAUCACUGCAUUCAGCUACAUUGACCUUCAACGUGCAACCAAAAAAUUUUCAGAGAAGUUGGGUGGAGGGAGCUUUGGUUCUGUAUUUAUGGGGUGCUUAAGUGACUCAGUUAUUGUAGCUGUGAAAAGGCUCGAGGGUGCCCGACAAGGAGAUAAGCAAUUUAGGGCAGAAGUGAGUUCAAUUGGAAUCAUCCACCAUAGAAAUUUAGUGAAACUGAUUGGAUUUUGCUGCGAAGCUGAUAAGAGGUUACUUGUGUAUGAACACAUGCCAAACGGCUCCCUGGAUUCUCAUCUAUUCCAAAGUCAUGGUUCAAUUUUGGAUUGGGCCAUUAGAUAUCAAAUAGCUCUUGGAGUCGCUAGAGGGCUUGGAUACUUGCACCAUGGUUGUCAAGAUUGCAUUAUACAUUGUGAUAUCAAACCACAAAACAUACUUCUCGACGCAUCUUUUGUUCCAAAAAUUGCAGAUUUUGGUAUGGCAAAGUUUCUAGGGAGGGACUUCAGCCGUGUUGUGACUACAAUGCGAGGAACUAUUGGAUAUCUUGCUCCAGAAUGGAUUAGUGGAACAGCUAUUACUUCCAAAGUUGAUGUUUAUAGUUACGGAAUGGUUUUGCUAGAGAUCAUAUCAGGAAAGAUGAACUCUUCUGAACAUUCAUCCAGUGAUGACAGUGCAGACUACUAUCCUGUUCAAGUUGCACACAAGCUUCUUCAUGGAGACGUUUUGAGUCUUGUGGAUGCAAACUUGCACGGUGAUGUGAACAAGGAGGAAGUCGAGAGGGUUUGCAAAGUUGCAUGUUGGUGUAUUCAAGAUAGUGAGUUUGAUCGACCCACAAUGGUUGAGGUGGUGCAGUUUCUCGAGGGGAUAUGUGAACCAGAAAUGCCUCCAGUGCCAAGGUUACUCCAUGCGAUUGCAGGCGGCUCACAUUCGACCGGACUAUGAUCUGUAGCUUUGCAGCAAAUUUAGAUAUCCAUGAGAGAUAUGGGAUACUGCUUAUAGUGUAUAUAUAAAUUAGCAAGAUGGUCCGUGCUAAUAGCGCCAGUAGCUAGUCUUUUUUUAAAAAAAAUCUUUUUGGUUUAUUUACGUUAAAAGAAGAAAUGUAUUUGGUAUUUCAUUCGCUUCUAG
Panicum virgatum (switchgrass) is the source of this 2588-nucleotide messenger RNA. RefSeq names its product G-type lectin S-receptor-like serine/threonine-protein kinase At2g19130. Gene Ontology annotation, biological process: recognition of pollen; protein phosphorylation. The record is from RefSeq and is a predicted model, not a curated record. Gene Ontology annotation, molecular function: protein serine/threonine kinase activity; ATP binding. NCBI's taxonomy places the organism in Eukaryota, Viridiplantae, Streptophyta, Magnoliopsida, Poales, Poaceae. The transcript has a single exon. The coding region runs from base 27 to 2405 and encodes 792 amino acids.